Molecule: messenger RNA, 973 nt
Organism: Plodia interpunctella (Indianmeal moth)
Lineage: Eukaryota; Metazoa; Arthropoda; Insecta; Lepidoptera; Pyralidae
Product: probable palmitoyltransferase ZDHHC24
Exons: 1
Coding region: 53-868 (271 amino acids)
Molecular function (GO): palmitoyltransferase activity
Source: RefSeq, a predicted model, not a curated record
UGUCACAUGUAUAGCUGUCAAUCAAUAUCUAAAAUUCAAUACGCGCAUAAUAAUGGGUUUCUGGCUUACAUUCGAGAAAGUACAAUGCUGGGUCAUCGUUUUCUUGACACCCACUGUUUUCUUGGUCGAGAUGGCAGUGGUCAGACCGGACAUAGUGGCGAGGUACUCCAUGGGAAGCUUCAAACACGCUUUGCACAUAGUGUUGUCCACGUUCUCCUUCGUCAACGUCGCCGGUAACAUGAUCAUGGUCAUUUUUACUGAUACAAGCGUGAAGAGAGGGAACACACAAGGAAUUUACUGUGAAGUUUGCAAAUUAAAGCGGCCACCUGACGCCUGGCACUGCAAGACUUGUGACAUCUGCAUAGAGAGGAGAGACCAUCAUUGUUUCUUCCUGCACCGCUGCAUCGGCCGUCAAAACCAUCGGUAUUAUAUACUAUAUUUGUUCCAUAUGGCAGUCUCCAUGCUGUACUCAGGGUAUUACAACUAUUUGUACCUCAGCGCGAUGUUUGAUAACUACGGCUUCUUGUUGGCGAUCUGCCGUAUGCUGAACCCGAUGGUGCGGAUGUUCGUGAAGCACGACUGCCUAGGACUACAAGAUACUUACACGAUAUUUUUUCUAGCAAAUGUUGGUCUUUUUGUGUGGUCUGCCGCACUGUGCCAUUAUCAUUUGCGGAACGUUAUCAGAGGACUGACCUGGCAUGAGUCCAUGAAGAAGAAGUUCUUCUACAAAGGCAGCCGGCUCGCCGACGAGUAUUGGAAAGAGAAUCUGAUUUCUGUGUUUGGAACUAGAUGGUAUUGGGCCAUAAUAUGGCCGUUUGCUAAAAGCCCUUUGCAAGGAAACUUUAAAUCAUCUUUGAAAAUUGCAUAAUUUGCUUUUGCAACAUAAUCAUUCUUUAUUUUAUUAUUUCUUUAAUAAUUUUAGACUUGUUCGUGUUGCAUUGAUGAUGGUUGAAUAAAUAUAUUUACUUCUUUA